Protomyces lactucae-debilis is the source of this 1446-nucleotide messenger RNA. Its product is annotated as actin-domain-containing protein. The record is from RefSeq and is a predicted model, not a curated record. The transcript has a single exon. NCBI's taxonomy places the organism in Eukaryota, Fungi, Ascomycota, Taphrinomycetes, Taphrinales, Protomycetaceae. The coding region runs from base 1 to 1446 and encodes 481 amino acids.
AUGCCUUACCGCGAUCAUGACAUGCUCGUCAUUGAGCUCGGCUCACAUACCUGCAGAGCUACAUUGUCUCUAGCGGAAUCUCUCGCACCGCCGCAACACCGCUUCCCUACGCGUGUCGGUGUCCUUCCCUCUGGCGACUACAUUUGUAGCAACGACCUCGAGGAUGCGACUAGUUCCACUGAAGCUGAAUCACUGAAUAUCAUUCGGCCGCUUGUUGCUGGAAAAGUGGCGGAUUGGAAAGCUUUGGUUGCCUUGUUGAGCCAUAUCCUGUACACCUUGACGGGCAAAGAGCCCAUCCUACAACCUGUCGGCAAUCCAGUCCUCGUCAUGUGUCCACCAUGCUGGAGUCCGACCGAGAGGGAAAGACUGACGCAGCUCUUCUUUCAAACAUUCAGGGUGCAGGCGUUCAUGGCUGCUGACCCUGCUGUUGCUUCGCUAUUUGCGUGUUCCUCGCUCUCAGGGCUCGUCAUUGACAUUGGCCAUGAAAAGACGGAUGUAACGGGUGUCUUCGAGUCAAUCAUUUCUCAUCCUUCAAGGCAGACAGUUUCACAGCUCGGUGGACGGCAAAUCACAGAACAUUUGCUAUCUCUGCUACGAGCAUCGCCGCCGCUCGACCAAGCAACACAGCAAUCUCUCUCUGCGAGCGAAAUCACACUUGAGCUUGCAGAGGAGAUCAAGUGCUCUGAUAUCUGUGAGGUACCCCUCGGUAAUAUACAGCAACCUGCUGCAACAAAAGGAGCAACAGAAGACGAAGGUGUUCUGGAUAUCGCAGCUGUUGUUGCAUCUGGCAAGACGCGCGAAUACCUGGCACGCGCUGAAGCAGAGAAACGCAAUGAGGGUGGCAAGAAGCAGCAAGUCAUCCCUAAUGCGCAACUGUCACACAAUACGCUUCUCCUGAAAAGUGGCCGCACGAUUGUUGUGGAUGGUGCACGUUUCAAAGCAGCAGAGAGGGUGUUGAGUUCCAAUGAGCUGGCAGAGGCAAUCUGGUCCACCGUCAAUCACCCAACCAUCGAAGCAAGUCGGCGACAUGAACUCUGGGAAAACAUUGUCAUUGUUGGUCUCGGUGCGCGCAUUUCUGGGCUCAGAGAAGCAUUACUCAUGCGCCUGCAAGAUCGCUUUGCAAGUACCGGUCAAUUGGGCGCUGCCCCUGUUGCUAUCUAUGACCCCUACGGACAAGCACAAGCGCCAACAAUUGGAGCCUACCCGACGAUUCUACGUGCCAUCAAAAUCCCUGUCCACUUUCCGGAAUGGAAUAUACGUGAAGCAGAUAUCGCAACAGGCAAUGCAUCGAGCAAAGGCGUCCCGGAGGAAGCGACCUUUUUGGGUGCUCAAAUCAUUGCACACAUUGCCUUUACGGAUACAUCGCAUUCUUCCAUUGCAAGCAGAAACUACCUCGAUCGGUCCAUGUAUACCGAACUAGGGCCCUGUGCCAUUCACUCAAUAUAG